GUUAACAAAGAUGUCUUACGCCUCGCAACUCACUUCGGCUUCGCAAUACUGCAUGAGCAUGCGGCGAGAUGGCUUGUCAAAGGCUUGACUACCGAGAACGUGGUGGACCGGCUUGUAACGUGUGAGGAGUUUGGAUUGGGACUUCUCCGGGAGAAGAUUACAGAGAGGCUCGCCCUCAAGCCAGCCGAGCUGAUGUUGGUCUGCAGCAGCCCGGAGAUCACGAAGCACCCACGCAUCUUGCAGGACCUCCUGGUGAAAGUCGCAUCGCUGAAAGACAAGCCCAUCCCCAAGAAUGUCCCUGAGGUGGUGGAGGAGAAGGAGGAGGAGAAGCCUGCAAAGCCCGAGAAGGAGAAGGUCGAAAAGCCGGAGAAGCCUGACAAGAAGCAUGAGAAGGCUGAGAAGGCCGAAAAGCCAUCCAAGCAGGCUGAAAAGCAAACAGGGAAGAAACGCAAGGCUGGGGCCUAG
Molecule: messenger RNA, 465 nt
Organism: Symbiodinium pilosum
Lineage: Eukaryota; Dinophyceae; Suessiales; Symbiodiniaceae
Source: the annotation of a GenBank genome assembly